Molecule: messenger RNA, 824 nt
Organism: Penaeus indicus
Lineage: Eukaryota; Metazoa; Arthropoda; Malacostraca; Decapoda; Penaeidae
Gene: Chchd2
Product: coiled-coil-helix-coiled-coil-helix domain-containing protein 10, mitochondrial-like
Exons: 5
Coding region: 152-622 (156 amino acids)
Biological process (GO): mitochondrion organization
Cellular component (GO): nucleus; mitochondrion
Source: RefSeq, a predicted model, not a curated record
UCAUAUGGUCGCAGACGGAUUCUUGGAGAAGAACGCCGAGGAAGCCGGAGGACCAGAGAAAGUUCAUAGGGAUUAUUUCUACACUUGAUUACGAUCUAUUUGAUCUUAGAGACAAAGGGCGUGUGCAUUGCCAUAAGGAGAAGACAGAACGAUGCCCCGACGAGGAGCAGCAAUGCCCAGAGCCCCGCCGCGGGCAGCUCCUCCCCCACCUCCCCCAAGAGCCGCUCCUCCCCCACCAGCUCCUGUUCCUCCACCUGCUGCAGCAGCACCAAAGCAGCCUGGAUUAUUUGCACAGAUGGCUGCAACUGCUGGUGGUGUUGCUGUAGGCUCUGCAGUGGGUCAUGUGGUAGGUCAUGCCUUGACCAGUGGAGGCAGCAGUAGUUCAGAACAGCCACAGCAAGCAGCACCAGCACCAGCACAACCCCAAGGAUACCCACAAUACCAAGGCUAUCAGCAGCAGCCAUAUGUACAGAGUGGUCCAUCAGAACCUCAGGGCCCUUGUGCCUGGGAAAUUAAGCAGUUCCUCCAGUGUGCACAGACACAGUCAGAUGUUUCGGUUUGUGAAGGAUUCAAUGAAGCUCUAAGGCAAUGCAAGGCUCAGUAUAGAGAAAUGACAGCUUAAGGAAGUCAGGUUAAAUGGCCAGAAUUGCUUAAAUUGUUACUGGUUGUAUAGACACUGCUUUUUGUAGAUUGCAAACAUAAUUGAUAAUUAUUGUAUCAUACUAUAAAUAUUCACUGUAAUUGUUGUAACAUCUGACAAUGUUGAAAUAAAUCCAACCCAUUGAAAAGGUGUAUCGGAGAUUGAAAAUAAAAUAUUUUAUUUA